GUAACAAAAUAUUACAAUCAAAUAGGCUGUUAUAACCUAGUAGGCUACUAUGCUAAAGCCUGAUGCGACUGAAAUGAAAGUAUUGUGUCAAUAACAGACACUAGCCUAUUUAUGAAUGAGAAGAUUAUUAGACCAACAGCUAAAGAUUAUUACACCAACAGGCUUUUUAUUUUUUGUGUUUUGAAGUUGUAUCUUAAUACUAUUGUCGGAAAUAAGCGAUUAAGCAUUUCAUUGUAGCCUACUGUGUAGCUUACCAUGUGAAUCCUGUGCAUAUGACAAAUAGACUUGACUUGAACACGGUAAUGGAAUAAUGUAGAGGGCCUCUAUUUGGGAAAUGAUUCGCACCUGAGUCACGGGUCAGCUGGGAGAGUCUGCUGGACAGGGUGUGUUAUUCUGUUCGCACGGAGUGCUCGCGCUUCUUUGCCUGUUGCACAGGUAGAGCGGGUAUAGUUGCCAGGGUUGGAAACAUUUGACGGUGACAAAAUAGAUUUGAUUUAAUCACAAUAUACGUUUGACAGAAAUGCAUAAUAAGAAUGUUGCAGUUGACCUGUAAUCGGCUAUGAUAAUAAUAUGCCUAUUAUAAUAAGCUAGGCCAGGCAACAUAUAAUAUUAUAGUGCCAUAUUCUGGUCAUGUUUAAAUAUAUAUUUUUUGUCUUUCAUACCUUGAUUUUUCUUUGCUUUGCCCAAUAUCUUUUGUCACUUUAUAAACAAAUCACAAUAUUGUAGGCCUAAUUGCAAUAUGUGCUCUAUAAAAAGAGAAAAUAGUAGGACUAGUCUGAUCAAAUUGAGAUAGGUGGUGUUAUUUGUAUUCAAGCCUAAAACUAAGGACUAUCAGAAGUGAGUUACUCCAUCUUAAAAUAUAGUUUAUAUUGGUGUAAUAUUGCAGAAGUUACCACCGUUCUUCACUUUUCUCUUUGCUGCCACCCUUAAUUUGGGCAAUAGUCCACAAAUGGCUGAACACCAGAUAAGUGUGAUAUGUGAUGGAUAGCAUCUUUUACACCUGUUUCAAGGGGUAAGAGUGAAAGGCCUGUCAAUGGUGUAAUGUCUACAACCCCAAUGCACCCCCUUACGCUACAGCCCCUGAUAAACGAUAAACACAUAUCUCUUCUAACUGGGAUUAGUGCUAACCGUGAUUUAGGCUAGUUUCCCCUUCCUCAAAGGGAUCUCUAGAUGCCAAUGGCGGGUCAUAAUCUCACCAGGAGCAGGAAUAUCUCUCUCACACACCUCAGCCAUCCCUGGAUGUCUCCAUGGCAUGUCUCUGGCCUGACCUCAUGGGAGAGUUCACUGGGAUUCGCAGGCCUCUCUCCGCACAGCCAAAACACAAAGGGCCAUUCAUGGUCCAGAGUGGCCCCAUUCAUGACCACUGAGUUAUUUGCUGGUAGAAUUCCUUAUUGUUUGGUUUCUUGCAUCUCUGAGCUCUCUCUUGACGUAAAUUAUGCAGAAGGUUGUUUCUUGUACUUGUAGAAGGUACAUAAAUAUGAUGUCUUGUCUAGAAAGCGUUCCAUGGAUGGUAUAUACAUACGCUUCCCACACCACGCGUUAACCAAUGGAGGCGGAAUGUGAAAUGGAGCAAAGAGAUUCUGUUCAAUGCUUGUUUUUCUUUUAUGAAUGAUACCUUGGUAUUAUCGCAUUCUUAUCAAGGCCUUGUUGUGGACUUGUCUUUUUUAAGUCAGGAAUGGUAUUAGAACUAACCAGACUUAAAAAUUACAGACAAAUUACAAAGAGGACAAUAGGACAUGAUUAGCACACAGGACACUAUAACAAAUCCGGAACAUGAUAACCAAAAAGCACAGUGGACAAUGUACAGAGCAUGACAAUAACUCAAACAUUACAAACAAAUAGACAAAUACAAUUUCAACAAGACAAACUAACGAGGCAUUAAACAGUCUAUUGUUUCUAACAGUUUUAAAACAAAAUAUUUUGUUUAAAAUGUCUGUUUUUGUGAUCGAUAUAUCGUAGCAAUGUGAAACUUUUCACCAUUACAAUUAUAGUUCAAAUCCCCUUUUGUCACCCUGAUACUUGUUUACAUAAAGAGCAGCUUUUCGCAAGACCAUGACCUGUUGGUGGCGCCAGGAAAGGGCCCAGGUUGUUGUGUAGCUUGUGGGGACACUUUGUCCUGUCUUCAUCCCCAGUGGACUUGUCAUUAUCGAUACUGUUGUUGUCAGUUGUCAGUGUGGAGUCCUUUGAAACUUGGAAUUGAGCCUUUUUUCCUGGGUACUAUGAGUGUAGGUGCGUGUGUACGCAUGUAUGUAAAUGUGUGUGUAACUUUGCGCACAUUCAGCUGCACACAUACACGCGCACACACACACACACACACACACACACACACACACACACACACACACACACACACACACACACAGUAAAGCGUGUGUGUGAGUGUUGGCGCACUGUCACACUGGGAGUGUUUGUCAUUCCAGCGUCACAGGAGCUUGUUCCACAAUGGCCUCUGUUGAAAGGGCUCUGUUGAGGCCCCUUGGUGUGGGCCUACGCUGCAGCACUGCAAGAAGAAUUAGUACAGAGAGCAGAGCACAGCCUCACAGGCCUGGGAGGGGAAGAGGGAGUGGAGAGAGUGCUUAGGCCUGCCCACUGUUGACCCAGAGGUUGUGCAAUGCAACCCCAUGCCUCAGUCAAACUCAGUCAUACUCUUUGAGCUGGAUCUACAAAGGGGAGACACACAUGACAGGCUUAGCUCAGUAAAGCAAAGCAAGCAAGGCAAAGCAACCGCUGGUACAAGGAGUGGAGUGGUCAGGUUAUGGUUAAAGGGCACCUAACAAUGAGACAGGAUGACUACUACUGGUUGGCUGGACUGCAGUAAGCAGAUGGACAGUGUCUCUGUGAGGACUGGGUGCUCUAUGGAUCUACAUAUACAUGUCCAUUAGGAGCAGCCUGCCUUCCCCCAGUCUCUGUCACAGCAUGGCCCGAAACAAGGCUUACUGGGGACAGCCACAUGGCACGAACAGCCUGUGCUUUAGCCUGGAUGCUGACGACACGAUGGAACACAACUUGAGAGAGCAGCACCAACACCAUUCAGUGUCCCAGUGCUUUGACAACAAGAUGCCCCUGACCCACCAUCCACUGUGCUCUAGCAGCCAACCCUUGACCUCUCACUGCACCAUGCCCCGCCCUCCUGAGGGGGACCAGGUGGUCCCCUCCUUCCAGAGACUAUCAGUUUACGAGCAGGGUCCGUCCUGCGGCCCCAAGCCCCUGCCCCCUCUCCCUGACCCGGAGGAUAACUCCUCGGACGAGGUGGUAGACAGCGAGGUGGAAUUCUUCAUCGACGAGAGGAGGCGCCUACUCCCCCAGCGCUGCUCCACCAAGGCCCUGGCCCUCCACUAUGGAGCCACCGGACGACGCAGCUUCAGGGGCUGUGGCCAGGUCAACUAUGCCUACCUUGAGGGGCCCCCCGGGGCUAGCGGCUCGGCUAACGGUGGAGCCCACAGUGGAACCCAGGUGCAGCAGGCCCAGUUUGGGGGACAGAGAGGGCCAGGGUCCGUGGUGGUAGUGGCGAGGGACAUCUCUAGCAAGCAACCCGAUCGGCCCCAACGGUCCAAGCUGCGGCGCUCCCACUCGGGCCCCGCAAGCUCCUUCAAGCCCUCCGGCCUGCGCCAGUCGUGCCACCUUCACCACCACCACGGCACCAGGGGCCACCCCCAGCUGGACAAGCCUGAAGUUCCUCCCCGCAUCCCCAUCCCCCCGCGCCCCUCCAAGACUGCCGACUGCCACCGUUGGUCCAUCGCCGAGGACCAAGACAAGGAAAAGCCUCCCAAAGUCCCUCCCAGGGAACCGAUAGCACCCCCUUGUGGCUCCUGUUGCACCUCUAGUCCCAAGAGCCUCCCUAUAUAUGUGAACGGGGUCAUGCCCCCUACGCAGAGUUUCGCCCCCAACCCCAAAUAUGUCAGCAAGGGCCCCCAGAGGCCACAACAGCAGCCUAGGGAGGGCGCCACUGGGCCCUUGGUGGGCCCACGCUCCCCCUGUAUCGUGCCCAUCAUGGAGGAUGGGAGGAAAGCCAGUGCCACGCACUAUUUCCUCCUACCCCGGCGGCCAUCCUACAUGGACAGGUUAGAAAGGUUCUUGAGGGAGGAGGAGGCAGACUGUGAGGUGUCCAGCAACGCUCCCAACUCAGAGUGGGGUUGCCAGAACAGGCAGAAAGCCCCUCUCAAGUUGUUAUAGAGCUUCAGCAUUGCGGGAAGCUUGAAGACUGACCCCCCACACACUAAUGUGCAUCUGUAAUGGCACUCUAUUCCCUAUAUAGUGGGAAUAGGGUGCCAUUUCGGACUAACCCUUAGUCAUUACGUCUAGGGUCCUACCACUAAAACCUUUGCCAUCUCACUUGAUGCAACAAACAGCCUUUUCACAAAGAUAAAUCAUAGCUGCCUGGAGGCUUCAAGUGUCAGAUCUGUCACUGCAUUCAAACAGAAAACAGUGUAAUGGAUUGGUAUAAGGUGGUCUUGUUGUGCUCUGUGAGUAGUGUUUUGUUAAAUGGUAUGCGUUGACUGAAGACAUGCAAGUGAAACAUUUGUUGUUCAUUAUUUUGCUGUUGAAAGACCAAUCUGUUGAGGGAUUCAUUUGAAGGUAUCAGUUUACUAGACAUGUUUAGUGUUAAA
Coregonus clupeaformis (lake whitefish) is the source of this 4607-nucleotide messenger RNA. Its product is annotated as ERBB receptor feedback inhibitor 1-like. Gene Ontology annotation, biological process: negative regulation of epidermal growth factor receptor signaling pathway; regulation of keratinocyte differentiation. NCBI's taxonomy places the organism in Eukaryota, Metazoa, Chordata, Actinopteri, Salmoniformes, Salmonidae. The coding region runs from base 2872 to 4173 and encodes 433 amino acids. The record is from RefSeq and is a predicted model, not a curated record. Gene Ontology annotation, cellular component: extrinsic component of cytoplasmic side of plasma membrane. The transcript has 4 exons.